Haemonchus placei is the source of this 543-nucleotide messenger RNA. NCBI's taxonomy places the organism in Eukaryota, Metazoa, Nematoda, Chromadorea, Rhabditida, Trichostrongylidae. The record is from the annotation of a GenBank genome assembly.
AUGCAAUUACAGACCCUCGCAACUACAUGCUUAGUGUUGGCGGCAAAGUACGAAGAAGAUCGUGAUAUAGGAGUUCGUGAUGUCAUAAAUGCGAGUCAUCGAAUACUGCAUCCGGAAGGCGAUCCAGCAAAGCUUAACGACCACAUGUACGAAUUGAGAAGAGGCAUAUCGGAACUGACAUUUGUUGUGCUCCGCGAACUUAACUUCGAUCUAAGUUUCGGGCAUCCCUUCGAUUUAUUAGCAGCAUAUCUAGACACACUGCGUUCGUGGAUGCCAAAAGAAUUUUCUGAUAAACCCAUCAUUGACUCCUGCAACACAAUGCUCAGAGACUGCUACUCUGUGCCGGAUUUUGUCUUGUCCCACUCAUCCCAUUCCCUUGUUAUCGCCGUUAUCUCAUUGGUAUUGAAAGGCAUGGAUGUUGACGUUCCACAUUGUCGCGAUUGGUAUGAAGCCCUUAAUAAGUCGAUGACUGAGCAAAGACUACAAAGAGUAGAAUUGGAGAUUAUCAGAAAGGUUUACGAGUUGAACUCAUGUACAAAUUGA